Messenger RNA from Histoplasma mississippiense, 1371 nucleotides. RefSeq lists its product as hypothetical. The record is from RefSeq and is a predicted model, not a curated record. The transcript has 2 exons. Bases 1 to 1371 code for a protein of 456 amino acids. NCBI's taxonomy places the organism in Eukaryota, Fungi, Ascomycota, Eurotiomycetes, Onygenales, Ajellomycetaceae. Gene Ontology annotation, molecular function: GTP binding.
AUGGCAAGUGGACAGCGGCCUCUAUCUGAGCUGAGCCCAGUGGCUCAACGUAGAAACUCCCCGAGCUGGAAUCAACGCACUAAGACCACAGUCGGUAAUGGCGAUUCAUCUCCGUUCGACUCAUUCAAUUCGCCCCAAUCUCCAAGAUUGUUUUGGAAGGGCAGGGAUAGUGGCUCUCCAACCAGGCAGGGCCCUGAAAACAGGAGCCCUUACGACCCGCACGUCUUCACUACCCCCUCCAAAAGAUCUUCCAUUGAAAACUUAAAACGAGCAUCCCGUGUGAAAAACAGCAGUAUUGUUGCUCGAGAGAAGAAGCAGGAAUACGACCCUGCCCAUGUUCAGGUUCUGGAACGGCCUCUUGCCACUGGUAGACCUCUAAGUUCUCAAUUGAAAAAUAACGCUAAAGAAGCUGGUAGUGUGGAUGGUCGACGGCAGCUGCCUUCUCAAUCCCUUUCCCCAGCUAAACAAAAUCCAUCUGCCAGGAAGGGCGAAUCUAUCAAUACAACCAGCGUUGUUCCAAAGUCGGAGGACAUUGUUACUCCGACAACCUCCCAUACAUCCCCAAGCAGGCCUCAGUCGUCUCCAACCAAAUCAUCUCUGACGAGAGGAAGUCGAUUCGGAAAUAAGAGGAUGUCUUUUGAUCCCGAGAAUGAUGUUUGGUCAGAUGACAAGGAUGAGGGUCCAGACACAACACCACGGCGUCCCUAUAUGCAUCGCCAGACUAAGAGUGUAACUUUUGAUGCAGCACCACCGCAGAUCAAUGAGUAUGAAAUGACAACUCCGGUUCCAUCAUCAAUUGCCUCGAGUUCACGAGAAGGCAGCUACGAUUCUGCUGAUAUGGACGAAGAGGACAGUUUCGAUCGCGGUUCCUUCGUGGGUGCUGAAGACAGCAUUGACGCAUCUUUGGAAGAUACAGACAAGACUCCUGUUGUUCUGCCAGAGGACUGGCGUUUUAUGAGCCCCGAUAGAGUUCGUGAGGAGCUCCAGGGAGAGGAUGACCCUUUCAGUGAAGAUUUCGGUAGCCUUGGCCCCGACGGGAAAUCUCAUUCCUCGCAGGAACCGCAAUCCAUUGAACCCCAGGUUGAAUCUCUAGACUCUAACAGCGAUCACCGUCCUCUCCCGCCACUACCCCCUUCUACUUCCCACUCUCAAGUGACCCCCGACCGGGCCAGCCGGCUUUCUUUGACCAUGGAACUUGCCAAGAGUGGAUCCCGCAAGUUACCUUCCUCAUUGAGUCCAGCCUAUUGCUCGAAGGCUGAAAUAAACCGAAUGGGUCAAGGGUCAGUGUCACUGGAAGACAGGCUUCGUCUCAUGAUGACCCAGACCAGGAACGGUCUCCGGACGCUGAGAAGCAGCGUGAGCGCAGAAUGA